This is a messenger RNA of Puccinia graminis f. sp. tritici CRL 75-36-700-3, 342 nucleotides long. RefSeq lists its product as uncharacterized. The transcript is spliced from 3 exons. The record is from RefSeq and is a predicted model, not a curated record. Lineage: Eukaryota; Fungi; Basidiomycota; Pucciniomycetes; Pucciniales; Pucciniaceae. Bases 1 to 342 code for a protein of 113 amino acids.
AUGCCGUAUCAAUCAAUCCCCGACACACCUAACAUCAUUCCUGCGACAGCUCGCGAUGAUGGUGUUUCGAGUUUGAUCUCUCACUUGGGUAUCGAGAAUCAGUCUUUGGACAAUACGAUUCUCGCUCACGCUCAGAAGAUUGCAGAUUUAGAAAUUCAACAACGGCGUUACUUGAAGUUAUUUGAUGAUUUGAAAUCCCUUCUUCCUCUUAGCUCUCAGUUUAUGAAGAUCAAAACGGAUUCGAAUGACCAAUUCCUUCAAGUUAUGUGGAUCGCCGGGUACUUUCGCAAGCCGGACGGCAAGUUAGGCGACAACUGUGCUUCGCGAAGAAGAAGCUCGUAA